AUGUUAUUCCAAAGUGUCGCCAACGCCAUCGCCCUAGCCUGUAUGGCCAGCUCAGCGGUCGCCUCGCCUCUGGGCCACCUGCACCACAUGCACAAGAGAGACGACGUGGUCGUCCAGACCACGGUGGUGGUCCACGUCGGCGGUAACUCGCCGGUCGCCACGGCGUCCACCGCCGCGUCCGUCGACUCCGUCGCAGCAGCCUCUGCCUCCGCCACCGCCACCGUGACCCCAGCCAUCAUCUCUGCGUCGGCCCCAGCGUCGGCCCCAGCUCCAUCGGCUUCCGCCUCCUCGGGCUCCGGCAGCUCCGGCAGCUUCUCGGGCUCCUCCAAGGGUAUCACCUACUCGCCUUACAACAGCGACGGCACCUGCAAGGACUUGUCCACCGUCAAGUCCGACUUGGCCAAGCUGUCCGACUACAGUCUCAUCAGACUGUACGGCGUCGACUGUAACCAGGUUGAAAAUGUCCUUCAGGCCAAGGCCAACGGCCAGCAGCUGUUCCUGGGCAUCUUCUUCAUCGACCAGCUCUCCCAGGGUAUCCAGCAGAUGUCUAGCGCCAUCUCCUCCUACGGCUCCUGGAGCGACGUCCACACUGUCUCCAUCGGUAACGAGCUUGUCAACGAUGGCGAGGCCUCUGCUUCCCAAAUCGGCCAAUACGUCUCCACCGCCAAAUCCCUCUUGUCCUCCGCCGGCUACUCUGGUCCAGUCGUCUCUGUCGACACCCACGUUGCCAUCCUGAACAACCCUGAACUCUGUCAAUACUCCGACUACAUUGCCUUCAACGCCCACGCCUACUGGGACGGGUCCGUUACUGGCGGUGAAGCCGGUACCUGGUUGCUGCAACAGAUGCAAAGAGUCGCCUCUGCCUGUGGUAAGAACGUCAUGUGCGUCGAAACCGGCUGGCCUCACCAGGGUGGCAGCAACGGUGUCGCCGUCGCUUCCACCUCCGAGCAGUCUGCAGCCAUCAGCUCCAUCCAGUCCACCUGUGGUAACGACGUCGUUGUUUUCAACGCCUUCGACGACAUGUGGAAGAACCCAGGUUCUAACGGUGUCGAACAAUUCUGGGGUAUCUUAAACUAG
Messenger RNA from Pichia membranifaciens NRRL Y-2026, 1077 nucleotides. RefSeq lists its product as hypothetical. Gene Ontology annotation, cellular component: fungal-type cell wall; extracellular region; cell surface. Lineage: Eukaryota; Fungi; Ascomycota; Pichiomycetes; Pichiales; Pichiaceae. Gene Ontology annotation, molecular function: 1,3-beta-glucanosyltransferase activity; glucan endo-1,3-beta-D-glucosidase activity. The transcript has a single exon. The coding region runs from base 1 to 1077 and encodes 358 amino acids. The record is from RefSeq and is a predicted model, not a curated record. Gene Ontology annotation, biological process: cell wall organization.